AUGCCACGCGGACGUUUCGAUCAAGCUUCAUCACACGUUCAAUGGAUGGUCAUUCGUAACAGCUCAUCCUUUUUACAAAAACGAAAAUUGGGCACAUUGACAACUGAACCAAACAACUUGAAAAAUCGUAAUAACUUCCGUUUCAAUGGUCUCAUUCAUCCAAAAGUAGUUGGUGUUGAAGCUGUUAAAGAUGGCAAAGGUGUUGUUUUUUCAACUGGAAGCACCAAAAGCGUACAAAAACCAGCCAAGCGUUUACGUAAAGUUAAACUCGCCAAGGAUUCACGUCGUACAUUGACAAGCAUCCGACGAACCAUUCGUAAACAACGCUAUCGUAAAGACCUCAAGAUGGCUGCUCUUCGUCGUGCAUCAGCAUUACUUCGUGGUCAACGAUCAGCUUUAACAACUGCUACACCAGCCGCCACAACAGGCAAAAAGAGCUCUGGUAAAAGUGCAGCAGCCACCAGUGCAACAACAAGCGCAUAG
Molecule: messenger RNA, 483 nt
Organism: Adineta ricciae
Lineage: Eukaryota; Metazoa; Rotifera; Eurotatoria; Adinetida; Adinetidae
Source: the annotation of a GenBank genome assembly